This is a messenger RNA of Sinocyclocheilus anshuiensis, 2609 nucleotides long. RefSeq lists its product as uncharacterized. Lineage: Eukaryota; Metazoa; Chordata; Actinopteri; Cypriniformes; Cyprinidae. The record is from RefSeq and is a predicted model, not a curated record. The transcript has 10 exons. Bases 106 to 1368 code for a protein of 420 amino acids.
CGCGUCGCCGCUGUCGGAAGUGCAGAGCGCUUGUGUUGUUGUGCUCGGUUGUGUCAUGUACGGCGGUCUGUGAGGUUCAUGUGAGAUGAGCGGUGAGAUCGUGUCAUGACAUCCGCGCGCAUUAUGGCAGCUCUAUCGAGUCAGAGCGAUGAUCCUGCCGAACCGGACCAGUCCCUGCAGCACAUGCUGAAGGCCAUCGCGGACGAGCGGAACCGCCUGAACGUCAGACAGGACCUCAGCGGACUGGGGUGCUUCAAGGAUGACCGCAUAGUGUUCUGGACAUGGAUGUUCUCCACAUACUUCAUGGAGAAAUUGGCACCACGUCAGGAUGAUAUGCUCUUCUAUGUGCGCCGCAAGCUCUCCUACGUCAGUGCAGACAACACAGAAGGGAAGAAGUUGGAGGUCGAGGUUUACAGAAGAGACUCUAAAAAGCUGCCUGGACUCGGUGAUCCAGACAUCGACUGGGAGGAGAGCGUCUAUCUCAAUCUCAUCCUGCAGAAACUGGACUAUGUGGUCACAUGUGCAGUUUGCACACGCUCAGAUGCAGGAGACAUCCACAUCCACAAGAAGAAAUCACAGCAAGUGUUUGCCUCUCCAAGCAAACACCCAAUGGACAGCAAAGGGGAGGAGUCAAAAAUUAGCUACCCCAACAUCUUCUUCAUGAUUGACAACUUUGAGGAGGUGUUCAGCGAUAUGACUGUUGGAGAAGGUGAGAUGGUAUGUGUGGAGCUGGUGGCCAGUGACAAAAGCAACACAUUUCAGGGUGUCAUCUUCCAGGGCUCCAUCCGCUACGAGGCUCUCAAGAAGGUCUAUGAUAACCGGGCAAGCGUGGCUGCUAAGAUGGCCCAGCGGAUGUCAUUCGGCUUCUACAAGUACAACAACAUGGAGUUUGUGCGGAUGAAGGGUCCUCAGGGGAAAGGUCAUGCUGAGAUGGCUGUGAGUCGUGUGCCCACUGGAGACACCUCACCCUGCGGCACUGAAGAGGACCAAGACUCGCCUCUUCACGAGAGGGUGACAUCAUUCAGCACUCCCCCGACCCCGGAGAAAAACAGACCCUCCUUCUUCUCACCGUCACUCCGACGGAAAGUGCCCCGAAACCGAAUCGCUGAGAUGAAGAAAUCACACUCGGCAAACGACAGUGAGGAGUUUUUCAGAGAAGAGGAUGAUGAAGACAUGUGCAAUGCCACAAACUUGCGCUCCCGCUCUCUGUCAGGAACGGGCCACUCGCUGGUGGGUUCUUGGCUCAAGCUGAACAGAAAAGAGGAGUAUUUUCUGUUGUAUUCUCAUCUCACCUACGUGACUCUUCCUUUGCAUCGCAUCACCACAGAUAUUCUGGAGGUGAGACAAAAGCCCAUUUUGAUGACAUAGCAUUUACUGACUGCCCAAAAACCACAUUACCAAGUGCCUCCUCACAUCAGGCCUCUGAGGAACCGCCGUGUGGCGUACGGACAGAUAACCAAAAACAAAAACUAUGAACAAUACACAACAGUGAGGAAGGGAGGAAAAGGGAUACCUAAGAAACAAACUCCAUGAAGAAGUGCCUCUUCCACAUGUUCCUCUGCCUGCGGCUUCAGAUUGGCUCGAGACCUGGAACUAAAGUGGCACUAGACUGUGACACAAAAGGGAAAUGUUUAUUGGGAGAUGAAACCUAAUAAACGAAUGUCGUUCUUGUAAAUACACUGCUGCUUAGAUACUCAGUGAACUGUACCGACCACAGCCGUCUCCCUUCAACCCUCCUUCAUGAGACACUCGUAGGCUUAACGAUAUUACUGAUUUUGUGUGUAGUAUAUUUUCCAAAGGACGUUUCCUCUGCAGCUCUAGGCCUUAAUAUUUCGCUAACCAGCUAAUAUAUAUCACACGUCGUCCUUUUGAUAGUCCAUUGCUGAACGUCCAGCAAAUGUCCUCCUGUACUUACACGACUGUCUGUUACUUGAUAUGUUCAAGGGGAUUUAUGAUUUCCAAAUACUAGUGAACAUGACGUAUCUCCUGAGAAGACCAUGACGCAUGUUUCGUAGGCCGUUUCCGGCAGAUGGAUGACGACACCACCUGAGCACAGUUCUUGGAAACAUCUCCGUCCACAAAGACACUUUGUCCUUAAACAUGACACUAGAUCACAUGAUCCCACCCAGCAGACAUUGCUUUUUUGAUUUUUGGGUUUGUUCUCCACUGUUUCUUCAAGUUCGGUGACUGUCGUCUAGUUUGUUUUGAAAACUCUUUUACACUAAAGGGCUUUUGGAGUUGAACAUGUAUAGCCAACCCAAAGUGUCAGUAUUAUUUUGUUUUGUACGUGUGUGUCAGCUGAAUGUAAUAACUGAUCUGACAGCUUUAAUAUCUAUUUGAUAUUUGAUAGGCAGAUUUGCCAGCAGCAUUUGAAGGUGUUGUUCAAACUAUUUUAAGAUCCUAGUCUUCAGUUUUAAUUAAUUUUUAGCUUGAGGUGCAAAGCUUCAGUGGAAGGCUGUUUUUAAGGAAGUCCCAGUUUGUUAAACGCUUUACAUGCGCUUUUGUAUCGAGUGGUAAUUUAGCAGUAAAUGUGCAUGUUGUCGUAUUUAUGUUGUAAUAUAUACACACCUUUUCUGUACAUCUUUAUGAAAAUACACAUUAUAAAAAAA